UCAUCCGCCCCUCGACAUAGAUCCUCGCGAAUUGUCUGUCCCAACCUCCCCGUUCGGUGACUCCAGACCAAAUCAGACAUAACCGGAAUUUGUGACUAUUUUUUCACUGGUAUGCCUCAAUCGGAAGAGGUUUUAUAUCGUCUAUCGUUUUUUGUUGAAAUUGGACACCGCUGAUGUUUCUGGAUGCGUCCAUGUCCUCCCGUGGGCCGUGACGCGGAGGGAUACAUUUCUGGAAGCGACAAUGUGGAGGCUGUUAAAAUGUCUACUUGGAAAAUGAAGUCGCUUCAAUUUCAGCAAUAUUAAGAGAAACGGCGCAAUGCUUUAGUUAUGGUGCGUGUCCUAUAGGUCUUUUUAGUUUCGCGAAGAAGACAGCACCGAGGCGGCGGAGUGUUUCAAUCUUGGCUUUCCUCAUCUUCUUCAAGCCCACAGUCCGGAGGAGCACGGAGGCUGGAAAGGGAUCCUGUCCAUAACUUUGUUUUUCUCUCACAUCGGGUCGUUUAUUUCUCAUUUUUGGAUGCUACAGAGCUAAGCCAAGUGGUUUGCUGAGACUGAAAGGGCCAAAGUGAACAGCAGCAGAGAAUGACUGCAGUGGGCACAGACAAGGAGCUCAGCGACUUGCUGGAUUUUAGCGCGAUGUUUGAGCUUCCAGUUUCAAGUGGCAAGAAUCGGCCAACUACACUUGCCAGCAGUCAGUUUGGUGGUUCAGGGGUUGAUGAGAGGAAUGGGUCCGGUUCUUGGGGGCCUGGAGAGCAGAACAGCCCAUCUUUCAGUCAGGGCAGGUGUUUUGGUGAAGAGGGCAUUUACAGCGCACAAGAUGGCAUUCCGCCUGGCACGGUGUUUGGCACAGGGGUUGCCGGGAAGGCUGAGAGAGGACCAUACUCGUCGUUUGCAACGCAGCCGGGCUUUCUGCCCAGUGAGAUAGCCAUGCCCAGUCCUGAUGCCCUUUCACCCUCUGGUUUGAAGCCUGCAUCCCAGUUUUAUUCCUCCUAUGAGGGCAACAAUUCUCGCAGACGACCCGCACAAGACCCCAUUGACUCACAGCCCAAAAAGAUCCGGAAGGUGCCCCCUGGCCUGCCUUCCUCUGUCUGUACCUCUUCCUCAAACGAUGAAUUUAACAGGGACAAUGUAGGCUACUCUGCUUCCAAAGCAGGAAGCAUUUACCCACCACCCUUCUACAUGCAAGAAGGCCUCCACCCACCCUCCGAUUCAUGGGGUUCUGCUGGGUCGAUGGUUCAGCCUGGAUACCCUUCCAUGCUGGGUAACCCCCCCCAUCUGAGCCAGCAUGGUCCUUUCACCGCCAUCAACCCUCAAGACAGACUGAAACGUCAGCCACUGCCCCUCUCACCCCAAAACUACCCCCUACAUGGCAGUGAAGUGAACGGGGCCCACCCGGCCGGCUUCCACUCUGGCUCCAACAGCUACGGAGUUCCCAGCCACACGCCUCCUAUUGCUGCCAAUCGGGGAGCAGUACCUGGAAGUUCUGGUGAUGAGAUUGGGAAAGCGCUGGCAUCUAUCUAUCCUUCAGACCCAAACAGCAAUGGAUACUGUUCAUCCCCAUCCACCCCCUCCGGUUCUCCUCAAGCCACAUCAGGUUCUGCUUCCCAGUGGACAAGGUCAUCUGGACAAGCUACACCUUCACCUAACUUUCAUGGAGGACUUCAGACAAUGCCUAAUAAACUGGAGGACCGCCUGGAUGAAGCCAUUAAUGUUCUUCAGCGCCAUGCCGGUGGGCAAGGAGGACUAGCUGAGAUGCAGAAUCUGCUGGCAUCUGGUUUGGGAUUACCUCCAGCUUUUAGCAGUGCAGCGCUUGGCCUUGCCAGUCGCCUGCCUGGACUGCUCUCAGGUCACCAUGAAGACUCUGCUGGCCUGCCCUCUAGUGGAGGGCUUGUGCAUGGUCACCACGGUUCCACAUCUGGCCUGCCAGGCUCUCAGACUGAUGGUUUCACCAGUGAGUCUUUGUCUCUUUUUCGACUUGCUGAAAGAUUGUGUGACUUACACCUUGGAGCCAAUGUUUUGUUAAUUGCAGGUGUGGCGAGCAGCCUAAAUCGUUCCACUGGUGCUGACAUCAAACGAGAGAACAAGCAGGAUGAUGAAAACUGCUCUGUUACCGACAAGUCAGAGGAUGAGAACAAAGAGCUGAAGACCCAUCUUCGAACGAGUCUGAAUGAGGAUGACGAUGAAGAAGAUCUACCAGUGGAGAUUAAAGCUGGGCGGGAGAAAGUGCGGAGGAUGGCUAACAAUGCCCGUGAGCGACUCCGUGUGCGGGACAUCAACGAGGCCUUUAAGGAGCUGGGCCGCAUGUGUCAGCUCCAUCUGAACUAUGAGAAACCGCAGACCAAAUUGAACGUACUCCAACAGGCGGUUAACGUUAUACUCAACCUGGAGCAGCAAGUCAGAGAGCGGAAUCUGAACCCAAAGGCUGCCUGCCUCAAGAGAAGAGAGGAAGAGAAAGGGUCGGGUGUGGACCCCCAGAUGCAGCUCGGCGGUGGUCACACGGGUCUCUGACUUGAUGGACCCAACCCAAAAAAGCCAUAUGUAUUUCCAAGCCCAAUUUACAGCCGUUUGAACACGUGGCCUUAAUCUAUCAUUGUCAUGCACCUCAGUGUGUUCUUUGGAUGGCACACGCCUCAGCAGAGACUACAAAAGGGGCCACAAUGACAAACAAAAGAGUAACAAGCACACUUGUAUAGAAAGAGACAGAGAAAUGUGUAUUCGUCUUUACAUGUUUGAGUCAAGGACAUAAAUGUGGAGACAUACCUAUGAUCAUGUUUUUGUAAGACGUUCUAAAAAAAAAAAAAAAAAAAAAGAAAUAAUGCAUUAUGUGUUGGGAGCAAACCUGUUUGGAUCAAAAAGACCUUAAUUACAACUUUCAGCAAAACCAGAAUUUGUAUUCUCUGGUAAAUAUGUGGCAUUCCCAGCUGCAAUGGAGGUCCUACAUUCUAUAUAAACAAAGGACACACAGGCUUAGUGGCUGAAUGUUUAAUGUUCGAUAAUAUCAGCCACCAUUGCAGAAUGACCUCUAGCCAUCUUGGAAGCCUCUUAUAGAAAGGGAUGAGACUUCUGUCUUGUUUUGUGGUCUUUUUAUUCACUCUGGCUGAUGAGGUAAUACUGGCUUGUGUGGUGUUUUUCUUCUUGUAAACCUUGGAUCCUACGGGUCACUGCCAUGCAAAUGGAAUAGAAAGACUGCCGGAGGGAGCGCCACCACUGAGGAAAGACUCAUCUCCAACAAUAAGUUAGUCCCCAUAUGUGGGGUUUCCGUAGAAAUUCAGCUUCUAGAUGUGAUUACUCUGUGCACACAGAUAUGUGUUCAUAUCGUCACUUGUUAACAUCAUCCUGGACAGUCCAGUCACAAUGGAACUUUUUUUUUCUUCUUCUUGUUUUAGAAACAUGCAACUUGUUUCUUUUGAUAACCUUUGUCAGACCAGAAUCAGAUGUUAUGUAAUACUAAUGCACACAAAAUACAUUUAGUUUUCCCCAAAAAAUGUAGUGCAGAUGCCAUUCUCCAAUUGUCCUCUGUAACUGGACCAAUCACAAAUAUUUUCGGGCCUGAGAACCUCCAAAUGACAACCUCAUUACUCAAAAGAUGUAUGUGGGAAAAACAAGCGAGUGUGUGGAAAGGGAUCAUGCAUUUUAAUCCUAUCUUCUGGACUAUUAACUCAGUUGCCGUUGAUUGACUUGGUUGCUCUGUGGUGACCAUUUCUUCUUUUCUCUUCCAUUUUGAACAACCACAAAGCCUCUUUGUAAUGAUUUUCCUUUUGUAGAAUUAGUUAACCAUUUUUUAUAUUUUUCUUUUCCCACUUUGUAAGAUAGUUGUUAAGAGUUGGGUUUAUACAUUUGGAAUGCUCUUUCUGUUUGUUUACAUUGUUCAGAUUGAAGACAACCUUUUUUUUUUUAAGACUAUGGGAACAAAGUGAGUUGUUUUUGUUGUGCCAGAUGCUUGCAAAUGUUAGAAAUGACAAAUUCUGGCGGUAAUGUCACAUGUUGUGAUAACUUUCUUCCCUUUUUGUUCACCAAGAAUACACCUUUCUGUGCGAACUUGAUAUUUGUAUUUGAAUUUCGUAGUUUGCGGCAGGUAUUAUUAUGAAAUGUUUGUUUUGUCUCAAUGUCCAGCUCUAUAUUGACUACAUUCAUUUGAGGUGGUGGCACAAUUCAUCUUAAUUAUAAUACAAAUGAUCAUCAAUGUGUCAGGGUGGCCUUAGUCAUUUUCCUGACCUUAGGAGUUUUGAUAAUGGUUACUCACCAGUGCCUGAAUAAUUCAGUUACACGUUGCAUAUAACAACACACAUUGACACAUGACUAGUUCACAGACAAUACACCAACAUCUGAAUGAGUGAAUUGAUGCUGACCAACAACAUGGUCUUCAACUGGUCAAAAUACUUGUUGGUUUAUAUUUGAACUAGACAUUGCCAUGUACAUUCAUAUGUAUGUACAGCUAUGUGAUAUAUCAUUUGAAAUCUUGUAAGCUGAAAUUUAACCUUUUAUCAGGUUACGUCUUCAUCUCAUUUGCAAAGUAUGCCAUAUGGAAUAGCCCCUAACUUUAUUUCCAUCUGAAAGCAAGUUUCUCCUGUCAUAGUGCAAAUGACCACAAAGGAGUUGUUUUGUUUAUGUAAAUGAUUUUUUUUAAGUUUGCAAGUAUAAAAACACAAUUUUCUUUAUUAGAGUUUUUGUCAUCUACAGCAAAUGACUCACAGCUCUUUCUGUCUUCAGAAAUAUUUGAGGGCAAUAUCUAUGUAGGCUAUGUCCUCAAAGUGCCUCCAGUUUCCUAUUUUUAUAUAUAAAGUAGAUAUUGAGAACUGUUGUGUAUAUAACAGUAAUGUAGCAAUAAAUGUGCCAUUUUUAAUAUCAAAGUGUGUUCAUUGUCUUGUGACCUAA
This is a messenger RNA of Doryrhamphus excisus (bluestripe pipefish), 4872 nucleotides long. RefSeq names its product transcription factor E2-alpha-like. Gene Ontology annotation, molecular function: DNA-binding transcription factor activity, RNA polymerase II-specific; RNA polymerase II cis-regulatory region sequence-specific DNA binding; protein dimerization activity. Gene Ontology annotation, cellular component: chromatin; transcription regulator complex. Gene Ontology annotation, biological process: regulation of transcription by RNA polymerase II. NCBI's taxonomy places the organism in Eukaryota, Metazoa, Chordata, Actinopteri, Syngnathiformes, Syngnathidae. The record is from RefSeq and is a predicted model, not a curated record.